UGUAAAAUUGACAGCUUGCAGCCAACUUCACACAGGUACAGCAUAAAGAUGUCUUGCUAAAAAGUUUCUGGGGGAAGUGAAAUUGUUCGGGAAGAAAAUUGCAGUUUUGUACAUAUUUGAUGGGCAAUUUAGGUUGUAGAAUCCAUGGAAAUUCACCUGUAGUGUACAGUGCAUCGCGUAACGGCGUAAGUGAGCCCGAUAAUUGCAUCAAUUACACCAAAAGAUCAACUUCUCUCACGCAGAACGGACUCUACAAGUUCUGCUCUUCCCCCUCUUUGGCGUUCCGGAAUCGUCUUAGUUCGAGAUCCUGCAACAAUAUUUUGUCAACAUUUCCACGAAGUGACUCCACAAAGUCCCACACACAAGACCUAAUACUGUCCAAGAGUUCCUGGCCAAUUGCACAGCGGGAACAUCUCUUUCUGCCCCAUUUCAAGAUUCAUCGUGGUCCUGAGGAUCAGAAGUACAUCACAUCGCGCUACCUGGCUUCUGGGGGCUACGGCAAGGUUUACAGUGUUGUGGAGAAGGAUACGUGCAAGGAGUACGCACUAAAAGUUCUCAGCAAGUCCCAAAUUAUCAAGGAUAACGAGCUAAAGCAACUACGGGACGAGGUGGACAUUCAAUCGCGCUGCGGGCAUCAUCCCUUUAUUGUUGAGUGUCUCUCCUACUGGCAGAAUCGCAAGAAUAUCUACAUCCUUUGUGAAUUUGUACCACGUGGUGAAUUAUUUGAUGCUGUGACAACAUUCUGCUACAACUUGGUACAGAUUUAUGUUGCAGAAAUUGCUUUAGCUCUCGAUUUUCUCCACAAUGCCGGUGUUAUCUAUCGCGAUCUCAAGCCUGACAACAUUCUAGUUGAUGCGGAUUAUCAUAUCAAAUUGACGGACUUUGGUUUGAGUGCGUGGCUGAAGAUUGGUGAAAGGACACGCACCAUGUGUGGCACAGCAAAGUACAUGGCACCUGAAAUUCUCUGCGCACAACCCUAUGGGCAUUCUGUUGAUUGGUGGUCCCUUGGAGUCGUUGCUUGCCUCAUGCUAACUGAUAAGUACCCAAUUGUUCAGAGAGGAAACACCCCACUGUCUGCAGGGAAUGGAGUGUGCCAUAUACCAGGAUGUGGUGGGAAGAAAUUCCCAAUGGAUGUGCCAUUAAAUGGGGAGGGAGUGGAGGAAGAGGAAAUGACGGUGAAUUUGCCAAAAGAAGCUGAGAAUAUUCCUGUUGCUGCCAAGGAUCUUCUGCAGCGAUUACUCGUUGUGAAUCCCCAAAAGAGGAUACGUUCGGUGCUGAGCUUAGAGCGCAUUGCCAUGUACAUGGCGUUCUCAUUUGAAGACUGCAAGUUGAAGAAAAUGAAGCCCAGCAAUUUUAUCUACAAACACCGUGAGUCAUUCCAUUGAGACGAAGUUGGAGUUCUUAACUAACUUCCCACAAGUCGCAGUAUUUUUUUUUCUUUUUUAGUUUGUUCUUGUUAAUCAGUUGGUGUGAAUUAAUUGAGAAUGUUAAUUUUCUUGUUACAUAUAUUAUUACAAUAUAUAUUUACUCACCAGUCGCCCCGUGGAGCUGCUGCUCUUUUUCAUUCAUUAAAAUGCGAUUGAAAGUAUAA
Messenger RNA from Lutzomyia longipalpis, 1591 nucleotides. RefSeq names its product serine/threonine-protein kinase S6KL (gene S6KL). The transcript has 7 exons. The record is from RefSeq and is a predicted model, not a curated record. Gene Ontology annotation, biological process: protein phosphorylation. NCBI's taxonomy places the organism in Eukaryota, Metazoa, Arthropoda, Insecta, Diptera, Psychodidae. The coding region runs from base 120 to 1385 and encodes 421 amino acids. Gene Ontology annotation, molecular function: ATP binding; protein serine/threonine kinase activity.